Molecule: messenger RNA, 5938 nt
Organism: Phycodurus eques (leafy seadragon)
Lineage: Eukaryota; Metazoa; Chordata; Actinopteri; Syngnathiformes; Syngnathidae
Gene: srgap2
Product: SLIT-ROBO Rho GTPase activating protein 2
Exons: 23
Coding region: 396-3791 (1131 amino acids)
Biological process (GO): negative regulation of cell migration; signal transduction
Cellular component (GO): cytoplasm
Molecular function (GO): protein binding
Source: RefSeq, a predicted model, not a curated record
CAGGCGGGACCUAAGAAGCAAGCGGACGUUUCCUGAGCUCAUACUGACAAGUUACCACCCAUUUUAAAGGGGGAUGCAUCCCCCGUUUGACUUGAAAGGGUUUGCACCACAGCCGGUGGCUCGGAGGAGGCGCGCGUGAAAAUUGUGCACCAGCAGAGGCAGCGCCAAACUCACAAUGCGCCCCGAGUGAACACACGCAGGGAGACAAUACGAACCCGCGGGCUCGCCAAGCGAGGAGCCACAUUUUCUCAUCCGGAUUCCCCACCCCAUUCGCCCUUAAACUAUAGCCACAGCGUGGAUAUUCCUCCUCCUCCUCCAAGCUUAUUUUUAUUGUCCAAUUGAGAGCAAAUUGACUUUACAGCCUGGACAAGUGGUUUCAUCUGCAAACUCCAGCCAUGACGUCUCCGGCCAAAUUCCGGAAAGACAAGGAGAUCGUGGCCGAAUAUGAAACUCAAGUUAAAGAGAUUCGCGCCCAGCUGGUAGAGCAACUGAAGUGUCUGGACCAGCAGUGUGAGCUGCGCGUGCAGCUUCUCCAGGACCUGCAGGAUUUCUUCAGGAAGAAGGCUGAGAUUGAGAUGGACUACAGUCGCAACAUGGAAAAGUUGGCUGAGCGUUUUCUCACCAAGACACGCAGUACCAAGGACCAUCUGCUGAAGAAGGAGCAGAGCAUCUUAUCGCCAGUGAACUGCUGGAACCUGUUGCUGCUUCAGGUGAAGAGGGAGAGCCGCGACCACGCCACUCUGUCCGACCUCUACCUCAACAACGUCAUUCCCCGCUUUGCACAGAUCAGCGAGGACUCCGGACGCCUCUUCAAGAAGAGCAAAGAAGUUGGCGUGCAGCUGCAAGAGGACUUGAUGAAGGUUCUCAAUGAGCUUUAUUCGGUGAUGAAGACAUACCACAUGUACAACACCGACAGCAUGAACGCAGAGUCCAAGCUGAAGGAUGCAGAGAAGCAGGAGGAGAAACAGAUGGGACGCUCCAGUCGCCAAGACGACCGCCAAACGCCACGCUCGCCAGACACCCUUGCUAGCAUCAAGGCUGAUGACAAACCCAUCCGUCGUUCCAGUGUAAAAAAAAUUGAAAAGAUGAAGGAGAAGAGACAAGCCAAGUACACAGAGAACAAGCUGAAGGCCAUCAAGGCCAGGAAUGAGUACCUUCUUGCUCUUGAGGCCACCAACGGCUGCGUCUUCAAGUAUUACAUCCAUGACCUCUCUGACAUCAUUGACUGCUGUGAUCUGGGCUACCAUGCCAGCCUCCACCGUGCCCUGAGGACCUACUUGUCAGCAGAACAGAAUGUAGAGGUGUCCAAACACACUGGACUGGAGACAUUGGAGGGUGCCGCUGAAAGUCUGGAGCCCAACGGAGACAAACAGAAGCUGAUGGAGACCUACAACAACGUUUUCUGCCCCCCAGCUCGCUUUGACUUCCAGUCGCACAUGGGCGACAUGAUGGGAUUUAUGUGUGCACAGCAGCCACUGGAAGGUGAGCUUCUCCAGAGGUGUCAGCAGCUUCAGUCCCGCCUCUCCACACUCAAGAUAGAGAAUGAAGAGGUGAAGAAGACCAUGGAGGCCACUCUGUCCACCAUCCAGGACAUGGUGACAGUGGAGGACUAUGACGUGUCCGAGUGCUUCCACCACAGCAACAGCAUGGAGUCUGUCAAGUCAACGUUCAGUGAAUCCUAUCUCAGCAAGCCCAGCCUCGCCAAGAGGCGGGCCAACCAACAGGAGACGGAACAGUUCUACUUUACGAAGCUGAAGGAGUUUCUUGAAGGCCGGAACCUGAUCACCAAGCUAGAGGCUAAGCAUGACCUCAUCCAGAAGACCAUAGGAGAGAGUCAGAAGAGCGACUGUUGCCUUGCCAGUGGACGGAGAAACUCUGCAGUACGGAAACAGGACACAGGUGAAGCCAUACCUCUUAUGAUGGAGAGCUGCAUCCGAUUCAUCAGUCGCCAUGGUAUGCAGCAUGAAGGCAUUUUCAGAGUAUCAGGCUCCCAGGUGGAGGUCAAUGACCUCAAGAAUGCAUUUGAGCGAGGCGAAGACCCACUGGCAGGAGACCAGAAUGACCACGACAUGGACUCUAUUGCCGGUGUCCUUAAACUCUACUUCAGAGGACUGGACCAUGCCCUUUUCCCAAAGGAAGUGUUCCAUGACCUCAUAUCCUGUGUCUCAAUGGAGAGCCUCCAGGAGCGAGCUGUCCACAUUAAGAAAGUGCUGCAAUCUUUGCCAAACAAAACCCUCAUCAUCAUGAGAUACCUGUUUGCCUUCCUAAACCAUUUGUCCCAGUACAGUGAGGACAACAUGAUGGACCCUUACAACCUUGCCAUCUGCUUCGGCCCCACCCUGAUGUCUGUACCGGAGGGCCACGACCAGGUCUCUUGCCAGGCCCAUGUGAACGAACUCAUUAAAACUAUCAUCAUCCACCAUGACACCAUCUUCCCAAGACUGCACGACUUGCAGGGCCCCAUCUACAUGAUCCCUGGAGCUGGUGAUGACUUCUGUGACAGUCCACACUGUGAUCCCCCGCUUGUGCAAGAGCCGGCGCCCGACACUGUGUCCGUCAGCCACAACAGCGAAGAUGGCACCUUGGCUGUUUCAGAGUCUGACCCAGUUGAAGCCAUUGCUCGGUUCGACUAUUCUGGCCGGACCAGUCGCGAGCUGUCAUUCAAGAAGGGUGCCUCGUUGCUUCUGUACCAGCGAGCAUCUGAUGACUGGUGGGAGGGGCGACACAAUGGAGUUGAUGGACUAGUGCCACAUCAGUAUAUUGUGGUCCAAGACAUGACCGAUGGUGGUCGUGGAAGCCCAAAAUCUGACGUGGACACCAGGGACCAGAUGGAGAGGGUUUCCACUCGAGGCAGUGCCGCGUCUCCUACAGGCACGCAUGUGGCCGACAUCUACCUGGCCAACCUCAACAAGAUGAGGAAGCGUCCAGAGUCCGGAAGCAUCAGAAGAACAUUCCGGAGCUCAGAGAGUGAUAGUCCAGGGGCCAGUGGAGGCAAUGUGGGAGGGGUGAGGACUGCAUCUCUUCCUAUAGGUGGCGCUCUGGUGAAGGACACUGCAGACAAACGGCCAGUUAGUGCUCAUAGCAUUCUCAACUCCAUCACACGCCACUCCUCGCUGAAGACCAAGGUGGAAAGCCCUCAGCUGCGCAAGUCAACUCCGGCAGGACGCUCCAAGAGCUUCAGCAACCAUAGACCUCUGGAGCCUGAAGUCAUAGCCCAAGUGGAUCAAAGCUCACAGGACAUUGAGGCAGCAAUGAGCUGCGCUCUGAAUGAGCUAAGGGAGUUGGAACGACAGAGCACCUCCAAACACACCCCUGAUGUGGUCCUAGACACACUGGAGCAGCUGAAAGGUGUGAGUGGUGGCGGAGGAGGGGCAUCGGAACCUUCCAGCCCGCUCCAUUCCCGCCUGUUGCGGGACAGCGAGGGGGGCCCCUCACACGUCCACCCACUUCAGCGCAGCGCCUCCUCAGCCAGCGACGUGCCCUCCUCCUUCCGAGCUACCAAGAGCCAGCCGAAGAGCCCUCUUCCCUCCGCCACGCCGCCUUCCCUGUCUUCUUCCUCUCUAUCCUCGUCGGUUCCUUCCUUCAGAGAGCUACGUCCCCCGGCAACGAGGCCCAAGCCAGUGGUGUUCCCUAAGAGCGGCGGAGGGAGUGGCAAUCCAGCCAUGGGCUCCCCAACAUCCAUUGUGCCCCCUACACCUCCUCCUCCGCCACCAGGGCACACACAUUUGCUUCCUCACGCCCCUCCUCCACCACCUUCCUCCCAGUCUAAUGACAAAUCAUGCCCGGCUUAGCACCUCCUCUCUCCUAGCCAAGCUCCAAUCUGAUCCUAAUGCUUAAAUCAGCAGGUCUUCUAUUGUUGGAAGCACUUAGUUUGUUCUGCAUACAGUAUAUACUUGCUAACCAACGACACACUGUAGCAUUUAGACAUCACAAUCCAUUUUAGAGUGUCACAAGGUUGCACUGCAGGCAACUUUUCAAUGAUCGUAGCAUGGGAACAUUUUUCAGGUCUUUCACAAGGUCAGACGUGCUGACCUAUGGACACUUGCAGCUUUCAUACAUUACGGGGUGGGCCAACGUGUUGCUCUACUUCACACGGAGAUUUUCAUGAAGAAAAGCACUGUUUGAUUUUUUUUCCCUUUAAUAGUUUUUAAGACCCUCUUACGAUCAGAAUGGAUUGUUUAAUUCUUAAGCAGAGACUGAAAAAUGUUAAGCUCUCUUGAAAUGAAACACACUGUCUUGCUGCUUCACACAUGGAAGACUCUAGAUGAACCUCUGUAUUUAAAGACUGGGCCAAAUAUCAUCGUGAGUGAUCGUGAGCUUUAUCUCUUCGAGACUUUUUUUUUUAAUUAGUUUGGGAUCUUGGUCCUAUAAAAUGUCGCCAAAAGAAAUUCUAAAUUUAGGGUGGGUAACCCUGAAUGGGAACCGAGAGCAUUUGAUCAAGUACAACUUCCGACAAACUGUUAGAAAAAGUCCCAAAACAUUUAAACCGUAAAUUAUAUACAGUAUAUAAUAAUGAACAUUUGUUUGAUUGUUGCAUCAUAUAGCUUCAUAAAUUUAGGAUGGCCACCGAUAGUAAAAGGUUCCGCGGCCCUAAAUAAAGCAAUAAGAAUAAUGGAACGCUGGUAGUUUGAGGCAUUAUGCUGCUUUUUUUCCUGCAGCUCUUCUUUGUGUAGUGGACCACUGAAAGCCAGCAUUUUUUUCUUUGUAAUGUUGGACUGUACACGCACACGUUCUCCACAGACGUGUGUGUGGUGUUUUGUGGCAGCUAAACACCAUUCAGGUUGCAUGCUGUGGCCAUUCGACAGCAGCUUACAAUGACUAGAUGGCUGACAACAACAUCGUUUUAUGUAUCUCCAAUAUCAGUGAGAGGGUAACUACAAAAAAAAAAAAAUACACAGCUUGAUCAUAUAAUUAUACUUUGCAGUAAAAAGAGUUUAAUUAUUCUAAUGCUGUUUAUGUAUGUUUAUUAAUAAUUAGGGUAACUGGAAGCCUGGUGCUGAGGGUCAUUUAAGUGUUUAGAGCACAACCAACCACCUCAUCCAAUUCUUAAGCACCCUUUUAUUCUAACUUUUUCACUGUUACUGUUUUAUGGUUAAAGGUGGAACUGCGUUGCCAUCUGGUUGUGUGCAUGUGUGCGCUGCUAUGUGGGCAUGCUUGGAUGGAUGGAUGAAUCCACUAGAAGGGAAUGACAAAGCUAUGAUAAGGCAAAUAUGUGUCUUUUUAUUCACAGGAUUUUGCAAUAAAAGUGCCACGAAACCUUUUGUUAAAAACAACCACAAAACCCUUACAAAGGUGGCCAAAGAAGAACCCAUUUAUUAUAGGGAGUAUAGCUACAUUUAACGUUCAAAUACAUCUCUGCUUUUACAUGUAAAUUAGAUCAGGAUAUAAAGUCAUUAAAGGCCUAAAAUAUUUUUCCCCCAUUUGUGUAGUAUAUCAGACACUGCAUCACAUGCUCUCUUGCAUAUUGAAUUAUACUUGUACAUUUUUGAGGUUUUGUUUGUUUAUCACUAUCAUGAUUGUAUAUUACUGUGUAUUUUUGUUGCUCUUACCUCAUCACGACAACUGGAGGAACUGUGACUGCGUGCUUGUGCACACAGAGGAAAACAUGGAUGUCGGUGGUUGGUGCGUUUGUCUGAUCUCAAAUCAAUCGUCUUGCACCUGAACAAAGUUGGCUUUGCGUUGGACUAACUGUGUGUGGGUGAGUUAUCAGAUUUGUCAAAUAUGCAUUUGUGUCUAUUUGGAAACAACUAAAAAAAAAAAGUGUCAAAUUUAUUUAUAGUUGUCUUUCUAUUACUGGAGAAUCCUGUGUUCAGAUGUACUUUGUAUAUACAAUGUUGUACAUUACAGAGGUACACUUCUUUUUGGUACAAUAUUGUACAGUAAUAUCAAUAGUGUUUUAAUCAAAUAGGCCUUAUAUAAUUCUAUGUGUAGUUCUUGU